AUGUCAGAUAAAGUGGAUUGGUUACAAAGCCAAAAUGGAGUAUGCAAAGUUGAUGUUUAUUCACCUGAAGAUGGCCAACCCCAGGAAUGGAAAAUGGAAGCUCCAACUGAUCCCAUCAGAGUGCUCAGCUGGCUCCGCAGAGACCUGGAAAAAAGUACAGCAGAGUUCCAAGAUGCUAAGUUCAAGCCUGGAGAAUCAUCAUUUGGUGGGGAAAUGACCACCUCAGGAAACCCACACAAAGGUUUCUCUGUGGACUAUUACAACACCACUAACAAGGGCUGUCCAGGGAGAAUGCAUUUUGAGAUCACUCAUAAAGAGACCCCUCCCCAAGGCUCCACUGGUAAUGAGAAGUCAGUAGAUGAAGUGUCCUUCUAUGCUAACCGCCUAACGAAUCUAGUCAUAGCUAUGGCCCGCAAGGAGAUCAAUGAGAAGAUUGAUGGCUCUGAAAACAAAUGUGUCCAUCAAUCACUGUACAUGGGUGAUGAACCCACAUCCAACAAAAGUUUGAGUAAGAUGGCAUCAGAUCUGGUAAACCGGACUGUUACUGUAUGUUCCAAUAAUGCUGUUUCAGACAAAGCUCCUGGCUCUGGAGACAGAGUUUUAGACUCAUCACAAAGUCCGUCAAAUAUGAAAUACAAGAGCACUUUGAAAUUCAAGGAGAACACCAAGGAAAGCAAGAAUCCAGAUGAGAAGUCUGCUUCUAAGAAGUCUUUCUUCUACAAGGAAGUGUUUGAAUCUCAUAAUGCAGGUGAUGCCAAAGACUCUGGAAGGUCUUUACCUGCAGAGAGAAGGAUGUUUAGAGGACCAGAAAGGCCUGAUGACUUCACAGCUUCCAUUAGUCAAGGGAUCAUGACUUAUGCUAAUAGUGUGGUGUCUGAUAUGAUGGUUUCUAUUAUGAAGACUCUGAGGAUCCAAGUGAAGGACACAACCAUUGCCACUAUCUUGCUGAAGAAAGUACUGAUCAGACAUGCAAAAGAAGUGGUCUCAGAUCUCAUUGACUCCUUCAUGAGGAACCUCCACAAUGUCACAGGGACCCUCAUGACUGAUACAGAUUUUGUCUCAGCAGUGAAAAGAAGUCUCUUCUCCCAUGGAAGCCAGAAGGCCACAGAUAUCAUGGAUGCCAUGUUGAGCAAGCUAUACACUGUGAUGUUUGCCAAGAAAGCCCCUGAGAAUGUCAGGAAAUCCAAGGCUGAGAGUUAUUCUCUUGUCUCCACGAAGGGAAUGGGUGAUCCUAAACACCAAAAUGUAAACUUUACAACAAUGAAAUCUGAGGCUAAACUCAGAGAAAAAUUGUACUCCCCUGAAAUUAAACCUGAGAAGUCUUGUGCUGAAACUCUGGGUGAACACCUUAUCAAAGAAGGACUGACCUUGUGGCAUAAAAGUCAACAGAAAGACUGUAAAUCUCCAGGUUUCCAGCGUGCCACAUUUGCAUUUUCCAACAAACAGGAUAAACCUGAACCAGACAUUUCUGUUGAAUACACUCAGGAGACUUGCCACAGUCCCCCCAUGCAUCACCCAGAGAAACCUGAGAAUUUUAUGUAUGAUUCAGACUCCUGGGCCAAGGACUUGAUUGUAUCUGCCCUACUUCUGAUCCAAUACCAUCUCGCUCAGGGAGGAAGAAUGGAUGCACAGAGCUUCCUUGAAGCUGCUGGCAGCACCAACUUGCCUGCCACCAAGUCCCCUGAAGUUUCUGAUGAGUCUACCCUUAAGUUUCCUCAUUUUAUGGGAGGUGAUAAAGAAGAAGCAGAAAAGAAGGAUUUAAUGAGCAUUUUCUUCAACUUCAUCCGGAAUUUACUUAGUGAGACCAUUUUCAAGAGUGAUCAUAGCUCUGAACCCAAGCUUCCAAAACAUCCAACUAAGGAAGAUAGCAACCUGUGUGAAAGACCUGUGACCCCUUCUCCCACCAAAGUAUGUGAUGGGGAGGAGACUGGGGGUAUCUUAGCUGGGCUGACCAAGAUGGUUGCCAACCAGCUGGAUGGCCACAUGAAUGGGCAGAUGGUAGAACAUUUGAUGGAUUCAGUGAUGAAGUUGUGUCUCAUUAUUGCCAAGUCCUGUGACUCUCCCUUGGCAGAGCUGGGAGAUGAUAAGUCUGGGGAUGCAAGCAGACCAAUUUCAGCCUCCCCAGACAAUUUAUAUGAGUGUUUGCCAGUCAAGGGCACAGGGACCGCAGAGACUCUCCUGCAGAAUGCCUAUCACGCCAUCCAGAACGAACUGAGAGGUAUAUCAGGACGGCCCCCUGAAGGAUGUGCAUCCGCGAAAGUGAUUGUCAGCAACCAGAAUCUAACUGAUACUGUUCAGAAUAAGCAACUCCAAGCUGUUCUUCAAUGGGUAGCAGCCUCUGAGCUCAAUGUCCCUAUUUUGUACUUUGCUGGUGAUGAUGAAGGCAUCCAGGAGAAGCUACUUCAGCUUUCAGCUACCGCUGUGGACAAAGGGCGUAGCGUGGGGGAGGUUCUGCAGUCAGUACUGCGCUAUGAGAAGGAGCGACAGCUGGACGAGGCAGUGGGAAAUGUGACACGGCUGCAGCUGCUGGACUGGCUGAUGGUGAACCUGUAA
This is a messenger RNA of Orycteropus afer afer, 2553 nucleotides long. The record is from RefSeq and is a predicted model, not a curated record. NCBI's taxonomy places the organism in Eukaryota, Metazoa, Chordata, Mammalia, Tubulidentata, Orycteropodidae.